Nycticebus coucang (slow loris) is the source of this 1805-nucleotide messenger RNA. It is a transcript of the gene HEXB, whose product is annotated as hexosaminidase subunit beta. NCBI's taxonomy places the organism in Eukaryota, Metazoa, Chordata, Mammalia, Primates, Lorisidae. Gene Ontology annotation, biological process: carbohydrate metabolic process; ganglioside catabolic process; glycosaminoglycan metabolic process. The coding region runs from base 57 to 1670 and encodes 537 amino acids. The record is from RefSeq and is a predicted model, not a curated record. Gene Ontology annotation, cellular component: membrane. The transcript has 14 exons. Gene Ontology annotation, molecular function: beta-N-acetylhexosaminidase activity.
AAGUCAAGUAGCGCGGCUGCGGCGGGGCGGGUCGGGCCGAGCGCAGCCGAUCGGCCAUGGAGCGACGCGGGCUGGGGCUGUCCCCGUGGCGGGCGCUGCUGGCUCUGCUGCUGGCGCUGGUGGCCCAGGCCCCGCUCGCCUGGGCCGGCCGCGGGCUGGCGCUCUGGCCCCUGCCGCUGUCGGUGAAGGUGACAGGCACUCAGCUGCGCCUAGCCGCCGAGAACUUCUACAUCGACCACGGCCCCAAUUCCACGGCCGGUCCCACCUGCUCCGCACUGGAGGAAGCAUUUCGGCGAUAUUAUGAAUAUAUUUUUGGUGUUUACAAGCGGCCUCAGGGGCUUCCGAAACUUGAGGGUGGAACACAAUUAAAGCAACUUCUGGUCUCAGUUGUCCUUGAGUCCGAGUGUGAUGCUUUCCCCAGCAUGUCUUCGGAUGAAUCCUAUUCUUUACUUGUGAAGGAACCUGUGGCUCUCCUCAAGGCCAACAGAGUCUGGGGAGCAUUACGAGGUUUAGAGACCUUUAGCCAGUUGAUUUAUCAAGAUUCGUAUGGUACUUUUACCAUCAAUGAAUCCAACAUUGUUGACUCUCCAAGGUUUCCUCACAGAGGAAUUCUAAUUGAUACAUCCAGGCACUUUCUGCCACUUAAGGUUAUUCUUAAAACCCUGGAUGCCAUGGCUUUUAAUAAGUUUAAUGUUCUCCACUGGCACAUAGUGGAUGAUGAGUCUUUCCCUUAUCAGAGCAUCACUUUUCCAGAGUUAAGUGAUAAAGGAAGCUAUUCUCCAUCUCAUGUUUAUACAUCAAAUGAUGUCCAUAUGGUGAUUGAAUAUGCCAGAUUACGAGGGAUUCGAGUCUUACCAGAAUUUGAUACCCCUGGACAUAUGGCGUCUUGGGGAAAAAGUCAGAAAGACCUCCUGACUCCAUGUUACCCUAAACAGAGACAGUUGAACACUUUUGGACCUAUAAACCCUAUUCCCAAUACAACUUACAGCUUCCUCACUUCAUUUUUCAAAGAAAUUAGUAAGGUGUUUCCAGAUGAAUUCAUUCAUUUGGGAGGAGACGAAGUAGAUUUUAACUGUUGGGAGUCAAAUCCAAACAUACGAGAUUUUAUGAAGCAAAAAGGCUUUGGUGAAGAUUUCAGAAAACUAGAAUCUUUCUAUAUUCAAAAGCUUUUGGAUAUUAUUGCAACCCUAAACAAGAGAUCCGUUGUCUGGCAAGAGGUUUUUGAUGAUAAAGUGAAGCUUCAGCAAGGCACAAUAGUUGAAGUGUGGAAAAACUCCGUGUAUUUUGAGGAAAUGAGUAGAAUCACAGCAUCUGGCUUUCCUGUAAUCCUUUCUGCCCCCUGGUACUUAGAUUUGAUAAGUUAUGGACAAGACUGGAAACAGUACUAUACUGUGGAACCUCUUAAUUUUGUGGGUACACAGACACAGAAAAAACUUGUCCUUGGUGGAGAAGCUUGUCUAUGGGGAGAAUAUGUGGAUGCAACUAACCUUACUCCAAGAUUAUGGCCUCGAGCAAGUGCCGUUGGUGAGAGACUUUGGAGUCCCCAAAAUGUUAAAGAUGUCAAUGACGCCUACAACAGACUAACGAGGCACCGCUGCAGAAUGCUCAGACGUGGAAUAGCUGCACAACCUCUUUACACUGGAUAUUGCAACUAUGAGGAAAACAUGUGAAAUGAGCUGAAACCAACAUAGGAAGGGGAAAGGCCCCAGUGCUGUGUUACAAUCAACUUGAUUUUGAAAUCAUGUAAAUUAAAAUGUUACUUUUUGAAUACAAUCUAUUGAUUAAACCUCUUAUUUUAUAUUACA